Messenger RNA from Endocarpon pusillum Z07020, 3111 nucleotides. RefSeq lists its product as uncharacterized. The coding region runs from base 1 to 3111 and encodes 1036 amino acids. The record is from RefSeq and is a predicted model, not a curated record. Gene Ontology annotation, cellular component: cytoplasm; nucleus. The transcript has 6 exons. Gene Ontology annotation, molecular function: protein binding. Lineage: Eukaryota; Fungi; Ascomycota; Eurotiomycetes; Verrucariales; Verrucariaceae.
AUGUCACGCAAACUUGCCCAAGAUGGCAACUCGCCGGAUCCUUCAGCUAGGUUUGCGUGGCUUCGCGAUUUUUUGCCAGAAGACAUUCCCAACGCUCGUGUCAUGGCUUUCAAUCACAACACUGGGUGGGAGACGAAUGCGCUCAGUAAGUCGUUGUCACAUUAUGGCGAUGACUUGUUACGGGCCCUUCAGAGGGUCCGUCAGACGGAUGAGGAGAAGAGCAGGCCUAUCAUUUUUAUAGGUCACAGCUUUGGAGGUCUUGUGAUCAAGCAGGCUCUAGUCACUGCAAGCGGAAGCCGCGCUGACGGCUUCUACCGUACCGUUACCAAAAAUACUCAAGGCUUCAUUUUCCUAGGUACCCCACACAAAGGUGCUCGGCUUACUGUUAUUGGAAAGGUCAUGUCCCUCUUCGGUCAUUGGAAAGGUUCAAGCACGAGCCUGCUGGAACUCAUUGAUAGUAAGUCAUGCAUCAACCAAGAGCUGCACAAGAGCUUCAUGCGACUUCUAAUUGAAGGAUGUGUGGCUCAAAACACUGUAUGCGUCUUCGAAACUGUGAAAGAGUCCCUUUUCGGCUUCCCGAUUACGCAUGUAGUAGACGAGAGUUCUGCGGCUAUAGAUGGGUCAGAAAGAAUUGGGUUCGAAAAGCCACACCGUGAACUACAAAGAUUCGAUUCUCGGCAAGACGAGAACUACCAAGAUAUUCUUGUCUACAUUCGAAAGUGGGUAGAGCACAGCGAGGAGAAGGUUCUAGCAGGACGGACAGAAAUGACGAAGGAGCAGCAAGACUGCCUCCAGUCUUUAGCCUUUCCAGAAAUGAAUCUUCGAGGAAAUGAGAUCAAAGAGGAAGCUUCCCAAACAUGUGAGUGGCUGUUAAAGCAUGAGUACUUCACAGAUUGGCUUCGCCAGGACCAAGCAUUGCUAUGGAUCAAGGGUAAGCCAGGAGCCGGAAAAUCAACACUGCUAAAAUAUGCGCUUCGAGAGGGUAAGUCGCAAGCAUCUCGGGAAAAGCUUGUAGUUGCAUCCUUCUUCUUCCACGGUCGUGGCGCUCCCAUACAAAAGACCGCUAUUGGCCUAUUCCGGUCACUUCUACAUCAAAUCCUGGGUCAGAUGCCCGAGUUACUGUUUGACUUCACUUCAAUAUGGAAGAAGAGAUGCGAGACGGAAGGCAGGCCAGGCGAAAGAUGGGAAUGGCAUGAGACCGAGCUUCGAGAAUUCUUAGAAGAUGCUAUCCCGCGAUUGUCAAAGCCUUACUCGAUACGGAUCUAUGUUGACGCGCUCGAUGAAUGUGGUCAAGAGGUUGCCAGAGACCUAAUAUUUCACUUCCAGCACCUGAUUUCCAAGGUUCCCGCUGAAGCGAAAACAAGUCUAAAGCUAUGCUUUUCUUGCCGGCAUUACCCUAUAAAGGACUACGGUCUCACGAUUUGCGUUGAAGACGAAAACAAUCAAGAUAUACGUCGUUAUGUCCGGCACGAAAUUAAGACUGGAUUUUCUGACCCAGUUCAAGCAGAGGAGCUCGAAACGCAGAUAGUCCAGAAAGCCUCGGGCAUUUUUCAAUGGGUCGUUCUUGUUGUCUCCAUCGUUCUUACAACACAUAGUCAGGGGAAAAAUUUCAAAUUCAUUCGGAAGAAGCUUCAAGAAAUUCCGCCAGAGCUAGAAAGUCUCUAUGAAGAGAUUCUCAAGGGUAUAGAUAACAAAGACCUACCACAGUCGUUGCAGCUAAUGCAGUGGAUUUGCUUCGCCUUCACACCUCUUUCACUCGACGAGCUCCGCUUUGCGAUGGCGGUGGAUGCAGACUCUCCUUACACUUCACUGCGCGAAUUGUACGAACGUUCUACAGACUACGCUGAGACAAGUGAGCAGAUGGAAAUGAAGGUAAAACAUCUUUCUAGGGGUCUUGUCGAAGUUAAGGAACAUCAACAGCGGCGGGUUCCGCAAUUCAUCCAUCAAUCAGUCAAGGAUUAUCUAAUGCAAAGUGGCUUGCAAAAGCUUGACAGCUCUUCGAAGUACAGUGUAACUGGUAGUGCACAUUUUCGACUAUCGAGGUCCUGCGUCAGAUACCUCAAGAUGGAAGAAGUUAUUGACUACGAAUACGGGAAGGAGGAGGAGAGGCAGAACGUUGAACACCAGUUACCUUUCAUCAGAUAUGCUACAAGGGAAUGGCUGCUGCACGCGGAGAAAGUCGAGGCCGAAGGAAUAUGCCAAAACGACCUUCUAGUGUUGUUCCAAUGGCCGACGUCUGAGAUCUUAGAUUGCUGGACCCGAUACGAUCGGAAGUUGAUCUCGUUGUAUUACUGCCCUAGGCAUUAUGAAGAUUCAACUCUUCUGCACAUCGCAGCAGCACAUGGUCUUUUCAGUGUGGUAGUAGCAAUUAUUGCUUCAGAAGGCACCUUCGACAUAAAUUCAAGGGACAAAGAAGGCCGGACGCCGUUAUCAUGGGCGGCUGGACAAGGACACGAAACAAUUGUUACAUUGUUAGUCAAACAGAAGGGUAUUGAUGUGAAUUCAGAAGAUUUACACGGUGAUACACCCUUGGUGUGGGCAGCAGAGGAGGGACGAGAAGCAGUAGUUAAAUUGUUAAUGAGACAUAAGAAUGUUGAGGUGAACUCUAGGAAUAAGUAUGGUCGAUCACCAUUAUCAUAUGCAGCAGAAGGGGGAUAUGAGGCGGUGGUCAAGUUGUCAAUAGAACGAGAGGAUGUUGAGGUGGACUCUAGGGAUGAGGAUGGUCGAUCACCAUUAUCUUAUACAGCACAAGCGGGGCAAGAGACGGUGGUCAAGCUGUUAAUAGAACGGGAGGAUGUUGAGGUGGACUCUAGGGAUGUGGGUGGUCAAUCAUCAUUAUCAUGGGCAGCAAAAUGGGGUAAUACGGCUAUAGUCAAGCUAUUAAUAGAGCGAGAGGAUGUUGAGGUGGACUCUAGGGAUAGGGAUGGUCGAUCACCGCUAUCAUUAGCAGCAGAGUAUGGGGAGUUAGAGGUGGUCAAGCUACUAGUGGAUCGGGAGGACGUUGAUACGUUCUCGAAGGAUAAUAAUGGUCAGACGCCGCAGGACUGGGCAGCAAGGUAUGGGCGUAAGAAAGUGGUGCAGCUGCUGGAGUCAUAUAAGUCCACAGAGUAA